GUCUAGAAAGGUGUAACGUUAGCUAGCUAACGUAUUAGUGUUGUUUGCUUGUUUAGUUAGCUGCAGUACAGUAGAUGAGCUGACGUUAACCGUUGUUCUUGACCUGUCUUGUCAAACAAGUAACUAACGUUAGCUAGCUUUCCUACAACUAGCUAACAAGUUCUCAACAGCUAAAACAUUUACAACUAGCUAGUUAUUUAGCUAGUAAGCUAUGUAACGUUAUCCAGCUAAUAUAACGAUGUUAGUAAACGCUAGUUAGCUAUACAACUGCCAACUAACCUUAACUGGUUUAGUACUAAACACAUUUCGCUAGCUAGUCUACAGCCUUAACAGGCGCUAAUUUAUUCCUACAGUCAGGCUAACCACAACGAUGUCUCGGAGGCGGCUUGACAACCGCAAUGGACCUACUGGGUUACUUGGAGAAAUUCAAACCCUUAUCAAUACGGAACCGAUGGACAGUAUGUACGAAAUCACCGGCGAGUUGGGCAGGGGGAAAUUUGCAGUGGUGAAGCGGUGCAUGGAGAAGGCUACGGGAAAGAUGUUCGCCGCCAAGUUCCUGCGGAAGCGGAGGCAGGGCCGAGAUUGUCGGGCCGAGGUGGUGCACGAGAUGGCCGUGCUGGAGGCGGCCCGCAACAACCCUCGUGUGGUCAACCUGCAAGCUGCCUACGAGACAGACCACGACAUAAUACUGCUGCUGGAAUAUGCGGCAGGAGGUGAGAUCUUUGACUACUGUGACUGUGAUGAGCUGCUCCCAGAGGGCCAGAUCACACGCCUGAUCAGACAGAUGCUGGAGGGUGUCCACCUCCUCCACCAGACCAGCGUGGUGCACCUGGACCUCAAGCCCCAGAACAUUCUCUUGACCAGCCUGGCUCCGCUGGGGGACAUAAAGAUUGUGGACUUUGGCCUGGCGCGCAAACUGGGCACAGUCGGAGAGCUCCGAGAGAUCUUGGGCACGCCCGAGUACGUGGCUCCAGAAAUUCUGAACUACGAGCCUAUCACCACAGCAACUGACUUGUGGAGUGUGGGGGUGAUAGCCUACAUGCUGGUGACGGGCGAGUCUCCGUUUGCAGGGGACGACAAACAGGAGACGUACCUGAAUGUGUCCCAAGUCAAUGUGGACUACAGCCAAGAGGCCUUCUCCAGGGUGUCGGAGCUCGCCGUCGACUUCAUCCGCAAGCUGCUGGUCAAAACACCAGAGGACAGGUCCAGUGCAGCCGACUGCAUGACCCACCCCUGGCUGUGGCAUCAAUACCCAAUUACCGAGCCCAUCGCGCCACGUACACCCCGCGACAGGAGCACCGGUAACAAGUGGGCUGCCCCACCCGAGGACCCAGAAGACAAGGAGAACUUCACCUUGGACUCGCACCACACCCACGCCAAGAGGUUUCGGUUUGAGGUGGAGACGCACGCCUCCGACUUUUGAGGGGGAAAGAGCGACGCAAGCGCCCUCCCUCCUGCGACCUGCCCUUAUGAUUUUAUUGGUUUUAUGCAGCAAUGAACCUGCAGGCAGCACUGUUGCCUACCCAAGAGCUAUUCAGUUCUGUUCUACCGCUCGCUUGUAUCCAGUGUGUCCGGCCAAACCAAAGUUAACCAGCUUACUUUGUGAUCUAAUAAGUAAUAGUAUUUUAUAGUGAGCUGUUUUUGUCUUUUGUUUUGUCUGGUUCAUUUAUGUCCCUGAAUUUACAGAGAAUGGGUGGCCAGGUAUAUUUUAAGGGAAAUCUAUGCUAUACUGUUUUACCACAAACUUUUAAGACAUUUUAAACAGUCAGCAAAUUAUUACUUGACCAUUUUUGCCAUUUUUGUCGUAAAAGUGUUCUUAGACGCCCCAAAGUGUUUUUAGUAUUUUGUGCUAAAAGCAUUCGAAAGAACACUGAGCUGUGCAUAUACAAGCUAAAUCAGUCUAUUUGAGGUCGUGAAAGUAAAGUAUCCUCGUACUAUAUGCUUAUUUGCUUGACCCAAGAUGUGCAUUUUACCUCCCUACUCUCAAACAAGCAUCAGCUUCGGGCCAUGGCUUAUGCCGAGUGGCAUAUUCCAUUCCAUUCCAUCUGACAUUCCCUUGUCUAGUUCUUAGACACUCUACAACACACCACAUCUGAAAACACGUCAUUGAAGACAGGUUUUCUAUGCACACAUUACCCAGCCUUGGCCUGCAUAAUAAGUAAGCCAAUGAGUCACACUAUUUUCUGUCAAUUACAGUGUUUAUUGUUUACCUGAACUCUCCUGGUUUACAAUUCCACAGUAAUAGAGGCGGUUUAAGAGGGCUCGAAAAAAGGUGACUCAUGGACAGUUCACACCACACCCAUGCUUACUCAAAUGUUUCUGCAAAGUUGUCAGUUCCUCUUUAAUCAUUAGCUUAAGGCAAAUGUGACUGAAGCACUUUCUAUUUAUCAUCUGGGUAUUUCAUGAAUUACUGGAAAAUAACCAUGUCCUCUGAAGUGUUUUUAAUUCCAUGUUUUCUUUUUAAAGUAUAACUUGAAAACAACUUUCUGAUGUUCACCAAAGUAAUCUAAUCUGUAUCCCUUUAAUCAGCAUUAAAAAGCUAUUCAAUUUUUCUAGGGCUAGGAGUCCUUUAAAGCUCAAUGGGAAUCGGGUACAGUGCAUUUGGAAAGUAUUCAGACCCUGACUUUUUCUACAUUUUGUUAAUGUAGAGCCUUGUUCUAAAAUUGAUUAAAUAGUUUUCCCCCCCUUCAAUGUAUUUGGGGAAUUUUUCUCUGCAGAUCCUCUCAAGCUCUGUCCGGUUGGAUGGGGAGUGUUUCAGUUCUUUCCAGGGAUGUUCGAUCGGGUUCAAGUCCAGGCUCUGCUGGGUCACUCAAGGACAUUCAAAGUCUUGUCCCGAAGUCACUUCUGCGUUGUCUUGGCUGUGUGCUUAGGGUUGUUGUCCUGUUCGAAGGUGAACCUACGCCCCAGUCUGAGGUCCAGAGCGUUCUCGAGCAGGUUUUCAUCAAGGAUCUCUGUACUUUGCUUCAUUCGUCUUUUAUUUGAUCCUGACUAGUCUCCCAGUCCCUGCUGCUAAAAAAAAACAUUCCCACAGCAUGAUGCUGCCACCACCAUGCUUCACCAUAGGGAUAGCACCAGGUUUCCUUGGCACUUGGCAAUUAGGCCAAAUAGUUCAAUAUUGGUGAAGGGAAAAAUUCUCCAAAUACAGUUGUGCCACGCUUGUAGCGUCAUACCCAAGAAGACUCGAGGCUGUAAUUGUUGCCAAAUGUGCUUCUAAUGACCUGUUUUUGCUUUGUCAUUAUGGGGUAUUGAAGGGGGAAAACUAUUUAAUCAAUUUUAGAACAAGGCUGUACAUUAACAAAAUGUAGAAAAAGUCAGGGUCUGAAUACUUUCCAAAUGCACUGUACCUGAUUCCCAUUGAGCUUUAAAGGACUCCUAGCCCUAGAAAAAUUGAAUAGCUUUUUAAUGCUGAUUAAAGGGAUACAGAUUAGAUUACUUUGGUGAACAUAAGAAAAUAAGUUGUUUUCAAGUUAUACUUUUUUUUUAAAACAUGGAAUUAAAAACACUUCAGAGGACAUGGUUAUUUUCCAGUAAUUCAUGAAAUACCCAGAUGAUAAAUAGAAAGUGCUUCAGUCACAUUUGCCUUAAGCUAAUGACCUCCCUGACCAAGGCCCUUCUUUAGGAAGAGUUUUGGUGGUUCCAAACUUCUUCCAUUUAAGAAUGAUGGAGGCCACUCUAUUCUUGGACCUUCAAUGCUGCAGAAAUGUUUUUGUGUCCUUCCCCAGAACUGUGCCUCGGAGCGCUACGGACAAUUCCUUCAACCUUAUAGCUUGGUUUUUGCUCUGACAUGCACUGUCAACUGUGGGACCUUUUUAUAUAGACAGGUAUGUGCCUUUCCAAAUCAUGUCCAAUCAAUUGAAUUAACCACAGGUUAAGUUGUAGAAACAUCUCAAGGAUGAUCAAUGGAAACAGGAUUCAGUUGAGCUCAAUUUCGAGUCUCAUAGCAAAGGAUCUGAAAAGUGAUGUAAAUAAGGUAUUUCUAUUUUUUAUAAAUAAAUGUAAAAAAAAUGUUGCUUUGUCAUUAUCAGUUAUUGUGUAUAGAUGUGGAUUUUUUUAUUUGAUUGAUUUAAUACGUUAGUCUUAUUCUAAAAUGUAACAAUGUGGAAGAAGGGAAGGGGUCUGGAUACUUUCUGAAUUCACUGUAUAUUGGGAGUCAACAGAUUGUCUCUGUAUGGAGGCGAAUAUAUUACGUCCUAUCCCCUCUUCAUUCCAUUUCCUCGUCUCAGGGCAAAUUACCUUUUACUUUGGUCAUUACGAUUGUGUGCCUCUUUAUAUUCGCCCUUUUUUAUGUACAUUUUGUCUAACCUGAUUAUCAAUAUAAUUCUAUAAUGUGAUGGUGUUUUGUUUGUUUAGAUGUACAUUGUGCUUUUAUUUAACUGGCUUCAGAUGGGUUUAUUAAGGUUAUAUGGGAUAUAGUUUAUUAAGAAUAUAUGGAAUAUAGUAUUGAUAGCAUCUCUUAACAAAAAUAUGUUUUGGUAACGGGUGACAAAAUGUAAAUAUGGUUUGCUUUUAAAGUGGUGAAUGUUUGAUAUGCGUGAACGCUUUGGCAAAGUGAUUAGAGAUGGAUUUAUAAUAGAAAAAAUGGGUUUCCGUUAUGAGGAAAGGAUAUGCCGUUGAGAAGCUUGCGGAGAGGACGAUAAAAUAUUUCGGGUUACGGAAGUGAUGUGGGUAAAGGUUAUGGAAUUCACUGAAUCAUGGACAGGAAAACAUUUUAGUAAUGCAGUCGAUGAACAGGAACAUUUUUGAGAUAUUUGUACAGUGUUACCAGGAGGAGGAUUAUUUUUGGGAUAUAUGGACGGUCCUAGUACGGAACACUUUUGACAGUGAAGAACAUGAAUUGGAAGUGCUCUGUUGAGCAUUCAUUCACAUGGAAGCCCAUCCACCUGUGAAGUUAUGAAAUAAUAUACAAAUGCUUCAAGGGGUUCUCAGUAUUGAUCAUUGAAUCUGGAUUGUUAUGAAGCCUAACUGCCAGUCGACCUCAACUGAACAUGUCAGUUCAAAAAAGGUGCGAAGACUUUCUUGUUUGUGGGCCUCAAGGUUUACCAGAGAGAUGUCACCGGCCUGGCACACACAAUAGCCUUUGUCUUGGAGAGGGACUUCUCCGGCCACGGCCAAACACUCAAUGUAUGCUGUCAUCCAUACGGAGAACUUGAACACCGCUACGUAAUUACAUUGGUUUAGUAAUCAUUACCAUCAGUUCAAAGACAUUUCAAAUGAAAACACAGACGUUUGAGGUGCUGCUGUCACCAAUUGGCGCAAAGUGGACUUGUACAACUUGAUUAUUUGUAGGAGCUCAACUGGUAUAUGACUUUGAUUACCACAGGAGGUUGGUGGCACCUUUUUUAAUUGGGGAGAAUGGUGUCAUGAUAAUGGCUGGAGCAGAAAAGGCGGAAUGUUUGAUGCCAUUCCAGACAUUUAUUAUGAGCUGUUCAAGUGACAAAAAAUGGACUUGAUUACAGUUGUAGGAGAUUCACUGUUGUAACGCUAUUGUUUUGUAUUGCUGAGACCAAUUGGCACAGUAGUGGACUUGUAAAACUUGAUUAUAUUUGUGAGAGCGCCACUGCUUUUUCAUUUUGUACGGCCGUCAGAAUGGACUUUGACUUACAGACGAUCUGGGCCUAUGCCCACCCAUGGCUGCGCCCCUGCCUCGUUGUGAAAUCCAUAGAUUAGGGUGUAAUGAAUUUAUUUCAAUUGACUGAUUUCCUUUAUAUGAACUGCAACUCUGUAAAAUCAUUGACAUUUUUUGCAUGUUGUGUUUACAUUUUUGUUCAGUAUAAUAUCCAGAUAUUUCCAGGGACAAUUGUUCAGCACUUUUGGAACUACUGUAUAACAUCAAAAUAUAGGGGUAGGAGAGGAAGUAUGGGGCCCACGUGGGUAACUGGGGGACCCUGAUUUGAUUGGGUAACUGAUUAAUAAAGAAUUAAAAGAA
Molecule: messenger RNA, 5926 nt
Organism: Oncorhynchus keta (chum salmon)
Lineage: Eukaryota; Metazoa; Chordata; Actinopteri; Salmoniformes; Salmonidae
Product: serine/threonine-protein kinase 17B-like
Exons: 7
Coding region: 371-1423 (350 amino acids)
Biological process (GO): positive regulation of apoptotic process; intracellular signal transduction; protein phosphorylation
Cellular component (GO): nucleus
Molecular function (GO): ATP binding; protein serine/threonine kinase activity
Source: RefSeq, a predicted model, not a curated record